Dracunculus medinensis (Guinea worm) is the source of this 906-nucleotide messenger RNA. Lineage: Eukaryota; Metazoa; Nematoda; Chromadorea; Rhabditida; Dracunculidae. The record is from the annotation of a GenBank genome assembly.
GCCUGUAAGAACGGUCUUAUGCAUCACGUUGAACAUUUACUUUACUAUGGCGCCGAUAUAAACGCUCAAAAUAUUAACGGCAAUACUCCUUUGCAUGUUUGUGCAGUUAAUAGUAGGUCAGAUUGCGCUCGAGUUCUACUUUUUCGCGGGUGUGAUCCGACGAUUGUAAAUAAACAAGGUCAAACGGCUUUACACGUUGCAAGAAUUGUUGGAAAUAUGGGAGUUGCAGAAAUGAUACAAGAACAUAAUCCGGCUAAUGCAGGUAUAGUUAUGCCAUAUCGUGGUAUGCCAGCAUAUAAUACUAAACGUCGUUUACCUGCCACUAUAGUACGACGUCGAUCGAUGAGCCAAAAUUCUAUCUAUAGCUCAACAUCCGAAUAUCGUACACCAACGCCUUAUGUAAUGUCACAGCAGGCUAUGCUGCCAAGUCCAACACCAAGUCGUGCUACUCUAGCUGAAGUACCAAUAACACAAGGUUUAAAUGAUUAUGAUACGAUUCGACGAUAUUCGAAAUUCACUGCUAUGGACGAAUCAGACCAGAUUUCAAGAAUCUCAUUUUUCAUUCGCCAAAAGAGAAUUUAUUCGAGGUUUUAUGUGGAAAUUUAUAGAUUGAAUAUACCUCGAAUUCUCGUCAUACCUCGCGGACCUAAAGGAUUUGGAUUCAUCAUUCGCGGAGCUAAACGUGCAGAUGCAAAUAAUUUCGUGCCGAACAAUUUAAUGCCAGCUCUUCAAUUUUUUGAAGGCGUAGAUAUGUCAGGAAUGGCAAUUAAGGCCGGUUUACGCCCUGGCGAUUUUCUUCUUCAAAUAAAUGGUGUUGAUGUGCGAACAGCUUCACAUGAUGAAGUGGUACGAUUAAUUCAAGCAUCAGGCGAUACAAUUACGCUCAAGGUUAUUAGUCACUUUUAA